GAUUACGACGACUUGUGAAAAUAAUCUUCUUUGCCUCUGAUUUUUAUUUUUUUUCCCCGCAGAAAAUAAACGUCAAUAAUGCCUUCAAGCUACAGCUCAUAGAUUACAUGUCAGAGAUGCUGCAUAGAAGAGACUCAGAAAUGGAAAACUUUCAGGUUGCUAGCUGCACCCUGGAUGCGAGUGCCAAGAUCUAUGCCUACCGUGUGGACAGUGUACACACAGAUGCCCUCAAAAUGGCUGGAGGGUUGGGCCAUUCCCAGGGAGAGAGAGGGAGUGAACACAAAGAUGAAGAUAUGGACCAACCAGGUGAUGAUGAAGAAAGGAAGGAAAAACGAAAAAGAAAAAAGAAGAAGUUAAUUAUUGAAGCCAAUGUCAAGAACUUGAAUGUGAAAGGAUUUGACUUGGACUUUGAAGUUGACCCACUCUUCAAAAAGAUGUCAGCACAGUUUGAUGAAGGACGCUCCACUAGUGGUCCCUUUCUUACCUCUCUUCAUUUUCUGGAUGAUUCGUGUGCCUUGAUAUUAGAUUCUGAAACGGUUCUCCUGAAUUCUGGCAAAGUGGAAGAUGACCCAAUGGAAAGCCAGCUUGUUUCAGUGCCUCAGCUUAUAGAUGCUGAUCAAAAGAUGAUUUGCCCAACUUUUGCUCCAUUUAAUUUUACAUCCUGGAAGUUGGGUGAUGAAGACUCCUUCUGUGACAUAUCAAGACUUAUGGGCAGCGACGAGGAUGAGGAUGAUUCAGAGCCAGCAGAUGUGCACAAGUUUGAUGUAAAUGCUAUUCCUGAACCUAUUUAUGAUGACAUGGAUUGUGAUGGUGAUUAUGACAUGGAUCCAUGUGGAGGCGAGGAGUGUGACACAGUGGUAACAGUGGGUCAAGGAGCUUGCCAGAAGGGACCCCCCCCCCUCAUGGAGGCUGUUCACCUCAAGGACCAUCUUGCCACCAAUCCCUCGGAGUACUCCUACUUUGACAGCCACCGCAUGUGUGCAUGGGCUGGGCCAGCACACUGGAAAAUACGGCCAUUAUCUAAAAGUAAGAUUGAAGAAACAAGAGGUGACAAGAAGAAAAGGAAAGAGCUCAUAAAGCUAAGUUACAGAGAUGGUGAUGAGAGCGACCAGCUGUUUGCAGUGAACAAGAAGGGCACCAAGCUGUCUCAGAUAACACUCAAAACAUGGACGAAGGAGAAGACCACCAUGCCUCUUGAUAUCCACUUUGAAGCCAGAAAUUUUUUUAAAUUAUUUGGACGCCCAGCCGUCAUCAUACAGAGGCAAAGAAAGGCAGCCACUGUCGAUGAGAGUGUCAAUGAGUAUAACUACGACAACCAGAAUGACCGAGAAAAUUUCUGUGCUCAGGAUGACAAUGUUAGUGUUUAUGGUGAAGCUUCAACUGCUGGGUAUGAUGUGACCGAUCUCUUCAGUGAAACUGCCAUCGGCUCUCAAACAACAGUGGGAGAUGACUUGGAAAACAAGACAUCAGAUUUUCUCGGCAAUUUGGUUGCAGCACCCGAUAAGGUUGAAAAAGUCAAUAUUGGUUAUGCAAGAACUGCAAAAAAAGUUGACAUGAAGAAGUUGAAAGCUGCAAUGUGGGACAUGCUCUCAGACCCUAUAAUGGAAAAAGAGAACUGCAGGCAAUUAGACAACCUGACUGAGCCCCACAUGAAAAAUAAGGAGGAUUCUAAUGGAAACAUUGACUUUUCAUCUCUGUACAAAGAGCUUCCUCAGAAAUUAUCAGCAUCCAUGUCUGGAAAUAUUUCAGUGCCUCUGGUAUUCAUAGGUCUUCUGCAUUUAGCUAAUGAACACUGCUUAAAGUUGUUAGAUAAAGGCAAUUUGACAGAUUUCACAAUUAUGCAAGGAUAAAUUUUACUCCUGUCAUGGUACCUGAUAUGGAUAGGGUGUGUGCUUGCAAAUCCUACACACCAUUCCAAAUUUCUAGAACUCAAAUCAGGAGAAAAAUCUACUCAUGAAAGCCCAUUGCUUUAAUUGUCCAAAUUCAUGCAAAUGUGAAAUUAUAAUCCUUUCAUAGCAGACUUCUUAAAACUUUUUAGCAUAGUAUUUCCUCAAAAUCUGAAGUGCUAUAAAUAAUAUGAAGAUAACUUGCAGACUGGCAGACUUAUAACAUAAUUAUCAAUUUUUUACAAAUAAAUAUUUCUUCCUCUGCUCAGUUUUUCAGAGUACAGUAAUAUCUCACAUCCAGUCAUAAAGUUAUCAAAAAUCAUUCGUUAGAUGCAAAUACAUAAACAGGUGGGGGAAAAUGUAAUAGGUGAAAAUGAAUUGGAUCAAACUCCUAAUUUGACCAUAUUUCACGUAUUAUAUAAGUUUUUAGUAUUAGUGUUAAUCAUAUAAUCAUACAUAGUCAUACGAAUAUAAAAUAGAGAUGAAAUAAUGUGGAUAACUCAAGUGUGACUGAUGAAUAAGGUGUGUGGGUGAGAUGAAAUAUGGUAUCUGAGGUGGAAAGGGAGGCUACUGAGCUGCUUUUCCUCUCUCCUCACUGCCAUCUUCACCUCCACCACCCUCCCUCUUCUACAGGCAAGGAGUAAACUACCACAAAGCACACGUUACAUGGAAAUUUAGGUUACUUGAAGUGGCAAGAGAUGGCUGUACAACCUAACAAUUUGUACAUAUGGCAAGGAAUGAGGUAGGAGACUAGGGCGAGGCAGUGUGAGGGGAGGGUGAACACUAAUGACAUCACUCACUCAGCCAAGGUGACCCCUGAUUUGAACCUUGCACCCCCUCCUCAUUGUUUUGCUAGAUUCACCCCCCCUCCAUUGGAUAAGAAUAGAUGUGGCCUCAUAAAUAUGAACCCAUUAGAUGCGAGAUCUUACUGUACUUUUUUUCCUGAUAAAAGUAACAAUCAGAUUGGUGUAUAGAAUUAAGGAACAGCCUAUAUGCAUAAUUGCUUCAAAAUAGUGUCAACAUAUUUUGCUUUUGGCAAAUUCACAUCAUUGCAAUGUUUCUAUAAUAGUUUCCUUCUUACACUCUAUCAUCUCUUUCUCACUAGUGUUCAAAGAUUAGGUAGUAAGGUAAAGUUGGGGCCUUAUGCUUAGCUGUUCAUGGCCUCAGUGCACAUCUCUGUCACUCUGUCCCUUUGUGGUGGGUAAGAACCCAUUACCCAUGGACACAGGACCAGUGUGACAUCUGGGUUACAACAGCUAACCCCCUACCAGGUUUCCCCAGGUAGGCUACCCAUUUAUCAAUCAACCCAAAAGGAACGAUGAACAGCUCAGUUAGAUGCAUGCCAACUACCCGGGUUGGGAUUCAGACCGGGGUCCGUGGAUUCGUAGAGAUUACUGCCUAUAUAAUGAGGAUCACACUCUUGAAUGGUACUUUUGAUUUUUUGUUUUACUGUAAUUUUCAAGAUUAAAAAAUUAAAUUUAAAUGCUUUCUAACUAUGUUCUAAAUCUGAAAAUUGUAAUGUUUACAGUGAUCAUCUUCAUUAUUGUCAUUUUAGUCAUAAAUAGACAGGAUGGACAAACAUUUUCAAAACUGAUAAAACUGGUACAGAGGUGAUAUUUUUUUCCUUACUAUAAUAGCAGGAAGUUUGUAAUAUUCUUGAUUUCUCUAUGAACUUAUAAAUAUACAGUAUUUUUUGUCA
This is a messenger RNA of Eriocheir sinensis (Chinese mitten crab), 3585 nucleotides long. RefSeq names its product condensin complex subunit 2-like (gene barr). NCBI's taxonomy places the organism in Eukaryota, Metazoa, Arthropoda, Malacostraca, Decapoda, Varunidae. Gene Ontology annotation, cellular component: condensin complex. Gene Ontology annotation, molecular function: chromatin binding. The transcript has 11 exons. The record is from RefSeq and is a predicted model, not a curated record. Gene Ontology annotation, biological process: mitotic chromosome condensation. The coding region runs from base 108 to 1850 and encodes 580 amino acids.